CAUCCUCCAAUUCAACACAUCAAUGUGACCAUGUUAUCUCAUUCAUUUACUAUGAUUGCAACAAUAAUCAUUGUUCUUGCACAAACACUUGUGGGGGUGACUUCACUUCCUGCAUCUGAUAAAAUUAGCAGUUUGCCAGGACAGCCACAUGUUAAGUUUCAGCAAUAUUCUGGUUACAUUACAGUGGAUGACCAACAUCAGAGAGCUUUGUUUUAUUACUUUGUUGAAGCUCAAAAAGAUCCUACUUCCAAACCAUUAGUUCUCUGGUUGAAUGGAGGUCCUGGUUGUUCAUCUGUUGGAGUUGGAGCUCUAAUUGAGCAUGGCCCUUUCAAACCGAGAGACAACAAUGUUCUUGAAAAGAAUCAUUAUAGUUGGAACAAAGUGGCAAAUGUGCUGUACUUGGAAUCACCGGCUGGUGUUGGAUUUUCCUACUCUAGCAAUAAAUCUUUCUAUACCUUGGUGACAGAUGAAAUUACAGCUAGGGAUAAUCUUGUUUUCCUACAACGCUGGUUCAUUGAAUUCCCUGAGUACUCAAACAACAACUUUUUCAUUACAGGGGAGAGCUAUGCUGGUCACUAUGCUCCACAACUUGCCCAACUUAUUGUUCAAACCAAGAGCAACAUCAAUCUCAAGGGAAUAGCAAUUGGGAAUCCUCUGAUGGAAUUUGACACUGAUUUGAACUCCAAAGCAGAAUUCUUUUGGUCCCACGGACUGAUUUCAGAUCCAACUUAUGAUCUCUUCACCAGAGUCUGCAACUAUUCAACCAUUAGGAGACAAAUGAUAAGUAGGAAUCUUAGUGAAAUUUGUGAAAACAUAAAUACAUUGGUGUUCACUGAGGUUAGCAACUAUAUAGAUCAAUAUGAUGUCACUCUUGAUGUGUGUUUGUCAUCAGUAAAUGAACAGGCCUAUGUGCUGAAUCAAAUGCAAAAGAUACAGAAGAUAGAUGUUUGUGUGGAUGAUAAAGCAGUCAACUACUUAAACAGGAAAGAUGUGCAGGAGGCUCUCCAUGCUAAGCUUGUUGGAGUAUCCAAAUGGUCAACUUGCAGCAAGGUUCUCCACUAUGACCGUACAAAUCUAGAGAUACCAACAAUUUCUAUUUUAGGAUCAUUAGUUAAUUCCAAAAUCAGAGUUCUGGUAUAUAGUGGAGAUCAAGACUCAGUUAUUCCAUUAAUUGGAUCUCGAUCUUUGGUGAAUGGAUUGGCCAAGGAACUUGGACUCAAUACAACAGUAGCGUACAGAGCCUGGUUUGAAGGAAGACAGGUAGGAGGAUGGACACAAGUGUACGGAGACAUCUUAUCUUAUGCCACCAUAAGAGGAGCAUCUCAUGAAGCUCCCUUUUCUCAACCAAAAAGAUCACUAAGGCUACUUAAAGCAUUUCUCGAAGGAAAGCCACUUCCUGCUGUUAAAUAAACUAUGAACAGAUUUAAUUACAAAGGUGUUUC
Molecule: messenger RNA, 1442 nt
Organism: Vigna umbellata (rice bean)
Lineage: Eukaryota; Viridiplantae; Streptophyta; Magnoliopsida; Fabales; Fabaceae
Product: serine carboxypeptidase-like 45
Biological process (GO): proteolysis
Cellular component (GO): vacuole
Molecular function (GO): serine-type carboxypeptidase activity
Source: RefSeq, a predicted model, not a curated record